AUGCCCAAGUCUGUGAUUUCUCUUCAUCCGCCAUGGACCACAGUCUUCCAAGGAGACAGAGUGAAUCUGAUUUGCAACGGAUUUCAGUUCUAUGCUCCAGAGAACACAACAUGGUUCUAUAAGGAUGGAUGGGAAAAUACACAAACAGAACACCCAGGAAACACCCUUGUGGUCUGUAAAUCCGGAGAAUACAAAUGCCAGGUCCAGGGCUCACUUCCAAGUGACCCUGUGUCCUUGCGUUUUGUAACAGGCCCUAUCAUCCUUCAGGCCCCUCAUCUUGUGUUUGAAGGGGACACAUUGAUUCUGAGAUGCCAGAGAAGGGGGAAAGAUAAACUGAUUUCUGCAAAAUAUAAACAGAAUGGAGAAACUGUCUUUGAUUCUAAGGAUUCGAAUCAAGGCUUGGAUCUUUUCAUCCCUCAAGCAAGUUUGAGUAACAGUGGCUCCUACGAAUGCUGGGGAUAUGAAGACAAAAAUACUUUUUUCAAGUCAGAUACUAAAAUUAUUAAAAUUCAAGAACUAUUUCCAGAUCCAAAGAUGAAAGCCACAGACCCUCAUCCCACAGAGGGGAAUCCUGUAAAUCUGAGCUGUGAAACACAGCUUCCUCCAGCACGGUUGGACACUCCACUCCACUUCAUCUUCUUCCGAGAUGACAAGGCCAUCCUCUCCGACUGGAGCAACUCCUCAGAGAUCCAGAUCCCAACCAUCUGGAGAGAAAACUCAGGGAAGUACACAUGUGGUGCUGAAACAGUGACCCACAGCGUCUACAAGCACAGCCUCCCACUAGAGAUCCACGUGCAGAGGAUCCCUGUGUCUCAAGUGUCCAUAGAGAUUCUGCCCCCAGACGGCCAGGCAGUUGAAGGAGAGAAGUUGGUCCUUGUCUGCUCUGUGGCUGAAGGUACAGGAGAGACCACAUUCUCCUGGCACAGAGAGAACACGAAGCAGCAUGUGGGGCAGAAAACUCAGCGUUCCCAGAGGGCAGAGCUGGAGAUCCCUAACAUCAGGGAAAGCCAUACCGGGAGAUACUACUGUACAGCUGACAACAGCUACGGCCCCAUCCAGAGCGGGGUGGUGAACAUCACUGUGAGAGGGAUUCCAGGGAAAAAAAGUGGCCUUAUCGCUUUGGGAACCUGCGGGGGAUUUCUCAUGCUUCUCAUGGCUGUGACCCUGCUGUUCUACCACCGGUGCUGGAGGAAACCAGUGCAUCCCAAAGAGGAAGACUUGUUAUAUUCUGAGAUCCAGAUAAUUCAGCUGGGAGACAAAGAGAAAGCCAACACCUCCAGCGCACCUCCAGAGGAUAACUGUGCCUCAAUUAUCUACUCUGAGGUGAAGACAAAGCUCCCAGAUAAAUCAGCUGAAAAGGUUGGCUCCAAGGAGGAAAACGCCAUGAAAGGUGGCAAGAAUGUCCUACCCAUGUGA
Messenger RNA from Lepus europaeus (European hare), 1416 nucleotides. RefSeq names its product Fc receptor like 4 (gene FCRL4). The record is from RefSeq and is a predicted model, not a curated record. Bases 1 to 1416 code for a protein of 471 amino acids. The transcript has 8 exons. Gene Ontology annotation, molecular function: transmembrane signaling receptor activity. Lineage: Eukaryota; Metazoa; Chordata; Mammalia; Lagomorpha; Leporidae. Gene Ontology annotation, biological process: cell surface receptor signaling pathway.